GAAGACCGCGCAGUUUCUCUUCGCGCAGCUCACGGAGCUCCUGGUGGAGCUGCUCGCGCCCAGGGGCGUCGCACGAGGGGACGACGAGGCCUACACCUUCCAGAGCGACCAGCGCGACGUGGCGAGCCUCAGCUUGCCCACCGACCCCCUGGUUCGAACCAGCUCCGUCGGGGGGCAGUCCUCGACGGAGGGCCCGGCGGCCGCCCUGCUCAGCUCCUUCGAGAUGCCUCCGACGCUCCCCUACUUCCACAACGACAUCUGAUGGCUGGAGAACCUGGUCAUAUCGGGCACCACGCUGAAGCUCAUAGACUUCCAGAGCCUCGCGCCGCUGGGCCAGCCCUCGGCCGGGGCGGUGCAGCGGGGGAUGGAGCACGCCAGCAGGAUGAUCUACAUGCACAGGCACCCCGCCGCGCGCGGCCAGAGCCGGCAUCCCUCCGCCCCGUGCGCGGGCGUGGAGGCGCAGGCGGAGGGGACCAUGCUGUGGGCCUGCGGCAUCGUCCUGGUGCGGCUGCUGUGCGCGGAGCUGCCCCAGGACUGGGUGUACCGGCACGGGGGCCUGGGGAGCACGGAAGGCCUCGAGAGGGAGCUGCCCCCCGGGCACUGCCUGCUGCGGCGCGGCGGCGGCGGCUGCCGCGACCUCCUGGAGAGGAUCUUCUCCCGGGAGGCGACGCCCACGAUCGCAGAGGUCCUCAUGCACGACUGGGUGCGGGAGGCCCGCAUGGCCUGGAACCAGUCGGACGCCCACGCCCCCGAGCCGCCGCAGGCGGUGCAGCUGGCGCUGCGGGCGCCCCCCUCUGCGGGUGCCGACCGCUGGAACGCCUGGAUCCCGCUGAAGGACCCCUUGAUCGGACAUGCGCGUCGAGGGCAAGCCGCCCCCGUUGGCCAAGGUCAAGGAGAUCAUCGACCUGGCAGUGGCGUACUCGGACGGCCUCUUCCGGCAGGACGGCUGCCCGGAGGCGGAGCCGGAGGGCGGGGCGGGCGCCGCUCCGGAGGACAGCGUCCACGAGUGGCGGUGGCGGAUCCUCGUUCGCACGGGCGACGAGAUCGAGGAUCGAGGACGCCCUGAUGGCCAUCCAGCCCCCCAUCGAGGCGGCGCCGUUGACCGAGAGCGCCCCGCAGCCAGGGGUGCUGCGCCGCACGGAGUCCAGCGUGGUGGCCAGGCGGUUCGCGGCGGGCUGCUUCGUCGUGCAGGUGCAGGCGUACGCCUGCGAGGACGAGCCCGAGGAUCGGGGGUACGGGAGCUUGUGGUGGCUGCGGGUGAGGUGGCUCCCCCCGACCCUGCCCGGAAGCAGAAGCUCGGUGAGCGGCCUCAUCGCGGACGUGUACCAGGACGAGCUCAGGGGCCUCUCCGGCCCCUACUCCAACUUCCUGCUGCUGCAGCGCUUCCUGCUCUACGGCCGCAACGAGGUAAUCCAGCGGGCGCAGCAGGAGAGGCCGAGCGCGAGCGGCGCAGCUCCCGGGCGCCGGGCGCGGGGCCCGCGCUCCCGGGCGUCGGCCGGGCCGGGCCCAUGCUGCCCGGCGUGGGGGCCCGGUCGGGUUGACUGCAGCGGGCGGCCCCCCCUCGCAAAAGAAGAAAA
Prorocentrum cordatum is the source of this 1577-nucleotide messenger RNA. Lineage: Eukaryota; Dinophyceae; Prorocentrales; Prorocentraceae. The record is from the annotation of a GenBank genome assembly.